ACGCGGUUCUGCCGCUCGGCCGCCGUCCGCGGUGACGUGUUUCCAGAGCGACGGUGACGGCGAAGGCAGGAGAAGAUGGGUCAGAGCCAAAGUGGUGGUCACGGAGCUGGAGGUGGUAAGAAAGAUGACAAGGAUAAGAAGAAGAAGUACGAGCCACCGGUGCCAACGAGAGUGGGGAAGAAGAAGAAGAAAACCAAAGGGCCAGAUGCUGCCAGCAAGUUGCCCCUGGUGACCCCUCAUACACAGUGCCGUCUGAAAUUACUGAAACUGGAGCGGAUAAAAGAUUAUCUUCUAAUGGAAGAAGAGUUCAUCAGAAAUCAGGAACAAAUGAAACCACUUGAAGAGAAGCAAGAGGAGGAACGGUCGAAGGUGGACGACCUGAGAGGGACACCGAUGUCCGUGGGUACUCUGGAGGAAAUCAUCGAUGACAACCACGCCAUUGUAUCGACAUCCGUUGGCUCUGAGCAUUACGUCAGCAUUCUGUCAUUCGUGGAUAAAGAUCUGCUUGAGCCGGGCUGCUCCGUCCUACUCAACCAUAAGGUCCAUGCUGUGAUCGGAGUGCUGACUGACGAUACAGAUCCACUGGUGACUGUUAUGAAAGUUGAGAAGGCUCCACAGGAGACUUACGCUGACAUUGGUGGAUUGGACAAUCAGAUCCAGGAAAUCAAGGAAUCUGUAGAACUUCCGCUCACCCAUCCUGAGUAUUAUGAGGAAAUGGGAAUUAAGCCGCCUAAAGGAGUAAUUCUGUAUGGUGCACCUGGUACAGGUAAGACUCUGUUGGCUAAGGCCGUAGCAAAUCAAACGUCGGCCACGUUCCUGCGAGUGGUUGGCUCGGAGCUCAUCCAGAAGUACCUGGGGGAUGGGCCAAAGCUUGUGCGUGAGCUGUUCCGGGUUGCAGAAGAGCACGCACCCUCCAUCGUGUUCAUCGAUGAGAUCGACGCCAUCGGCACAAAAAGGUACGAUUCCAAUUCUGGUGGUGAACGGGAGAUCCAGAGAACCAUGUUGGAGCUGCUUAACCAGCUGGACGGCUUUGACUCUCGGGGCGACGUGAAAGUGAUCAUGGCCACAAACAGAAUAGAAACCCUGGACCCAGCUCUCAUCAGGCCAGGAAGGAUUGAUCGUAAGAUUGAAUUCCCUCUCCCAGAUGAAAAGACAAAGCGACGAAUCUUCCAGAUCCACACAAGUAGAAUGACAGUGGCGCAAGAUGUGAGUCUGGAUGAAUUGAUCCUGGCCAAAGAUGACCUAUCUGGGGCAGAUAUUAAGGCAAUCUGUACAGAAGCUGGUCUGAUGGCCCUUCGGGAACGAAGGAUGAAAGUAACCAACGAAGACUUCAAGAAGUCAAAAGAGAACGUUUUGUACAAGAAGCAGGAGGGCACGCCCGAAGGACUUUACCUUUAACCUGAAAAUUCCCUGCAUAAACUUUCCCACUUCCCUUCUGGAGAAAUCUUUCGAGGCUUUUUCAGGAGCAGUAGUCUGGGGACGGAGCUUCUGGUUCUCGAUGUUUGUUUGCAUAACUUUCUUCACCUCCCUGUAAGUCGUAUCUUAAUAAAUAAAGUGUAAACUGUA
Molecule: messenger RNA, 1566 nt
Organism: Pristis pectinata (smalltooth sawfish)
Lineage: Eukaryota; Metazoa; Chordata; Chondrichthyes; Rhinopristiformes; Pristidae
Product: 26S proteasome regulatory subunit 4
Exons: 11
Coding region: 76-1398 (440 amino acids)
Biological process (GO): proteasome-mediated ubiquitin-dependent protein catabolic process
Cellular component (GO): proteasome regulatory particle, base subcomplex
Molecular function (GO): proteasome-activating activity; ATP binding; ATP hydrolysis activity
Source: RefSeq, a predicted model, not a curated record